AUGAACACAUUCACAUGGGGUUUGUUAAAAGGUGUAGGGUUCGAUGCAUGCCUGGCUCGCUCUACAGUAACAUCAACAGUUACAUCCCCAGAGAAUCACGCAAUCGUACUGAUAAGAGGCCUUGAGAAAGAUGGCGACCUGUACUUGGCAGAUUGUGGCACAGGCUUCCCAAUAUUUCGCACAGUUUCGUUAGAUUUCACCGAAGAGUCCCCAAUUUUCAAAGAUGGCUUUUUGGAGUACAAAUACGUCCGGCACGAGGGGAAAAUACUAAGAAUGCACGGCAAAGGGGAUAUGGUGAAGCCAAAUAAUCCACCAGUAGAAGGCCUUGAUUUAUUUAUCGGUCGCUGGAGGCGGUUUUAUUCAUUCGUCCCAAAAAUAAAGCCCUCAGAUAUCCUCAGCGAUGAGCACUUCAAAGCGAGCAUUUAUCUUACGCCCUUCACGUCAUCGCCCCGCGCGCUUUGGUUUCCAGGGAAACGUGCUGUUGUCAUCGCGAACAACAAGCUGAUGAUCGAGAAAGAGACUGGAGAAAUGGUGACGACCGUCUUGAAAUCUGAUGAAGAAAUUCUGAAAGCUUAUCAAGAUCAUUUUCCACAACUGAAACACGAUACAGUACGGCGUGCUUUGGCAGAAUGGCAUCGUGUGUCCAAGACUUAA
This is a messenger RNA of Paramuricea clavata, 654 nucleotides long. Lineage: Eukaryota; Metazoa; Cnidaria; Anthozoa; Malacalcyonacea; Plexauridae. The record is from the annotation of a GenBank genome assembly.